AUGGAUUUGGGUGUGCACCAAAAAACCCUAAUCGACCGAGCAUAUGGUGGCGAGCGUCCACCACUACCUCCUUUGCGCAAAUACCUGAUCCACGUCACCUACCAAGCUUCCGCCUAUGUCGUCGGAGUAGCCGGAUGGGCCAUCAGACUGAAACUCAGCAGCGAAUCUGUCGGAAUCGAACCAUUCAGUGCUAAUGUGGCUGUGGAUGGAAAUAUGGUAAACUUAGGAUCAUGGGAUACUGCUGAUCUGGUCUUAACUCCAGACUUUGUAUGGAAAGAUCGCUGGCAUGGUGCUGCACAACGUUGGUGGAUUCUUGUUGAGAGCCAUACGGCACACACUGAACUUCUAGAUCUGAAGCCACUUCUUGUGACAGUUAGUUCUCAACUUCUGGAAAAUGGGUUUUCGUUGGAGGAGGAUUUGGAUGCUCCUCCUGGGCAGCGUUAUAAAAUGAAAGUCGUCCCCACCAGUAAGAACAUAACUUUUGGUGUUGCAGCCUCUGAGGCUCGAUAUCAAGAGGAAGCUUGCUCAAAGAUCAGAAAGAGUAAAAUCGGUGGACCUGUAUCCUACGGAACCAUGGUAAUGAUUCACAUGUCAUAUAGUAGUAUACUAGUAUGUAUGUUAGUAACUGUUUUUCUUCUUGUUCUGAAAUUGGCUGACAUUGCUCCUUUUGGUUAUGGCUUCUAUAUUUUUAAUAGCUUAACUUUGAGCCUCAAUGUGAAUUUGUGA
Messenger RNA from Lactuca virosa, 726 nucleotides. The record is from the annotation of a GenBank genome assembly. Lineage: Eukaryota; Viridiplantae; Streptophyta; Magnoliopsida; Asterales; Asteraceae.